CUCUCCCUUCCUCUCGCCCAGGAAAAGCCGUGCACUCUAUGGUGGCUCACCUGGAUGCGGUUACCUGCCUAGCCGUGGACCCCAAAGGAGUCUUCCUUAUGUCGGGAAGCCAUGACUGUUCGCUGCGGCUGUGGAACCUGGACAACAAGACCUGCACACAGGAGAUCACGGCUCACCGCAAGAAGCACGAGGAAGCCAUCCACGACGUGGCCUUCCACCCCAGCAAGGCCCUGAUUGCCAGCGCGGGAGCCGACGCCCUGGCCAAGGUCUUCAUAUGAAGAGGAGGCGGCCCGGCGGGAAUCCCGUC
This is a messenger RNA of Pseudonaja textilis, 307 nucleotides long. Lineage: Eukaryota; Metazoa; Chordata; Lepidosauria; Squamata; Elapidae. The record is from RefSeq and is a predicted model, not a curated record.